UUUGACAGACACAUGAUGUCAAAAAGGAGAGGUGGGAUCUCAACUCCUCAUGCGACUUUUCUCAGAGGGAUUUAUAAGAAUCGCGGCUCCCUUGACAGCCACAACUCAGACGACUCGGCAGCUUCGGGAGGAAACUUAACUCGGCCUUCGUCUCUCUUUCUCCCGACAGGUGGGAUGGCUGUUGAUAACAUCACCCAGGUCUCAGCUUUAAACGCUCCAAACCGGAGCGGCUGCGAUGUGUUCGUCUACCAGAGAGCCGCCGUGGUCCUCUUUCCCAUUUUCUACUCUGCGGUUUUCGUCAUCAGCGUGUGCGGCAACACCUUGGUCCUCUACGUGAUCUGCCAGAGGAAGCACAAGUUCAACUCCACCUCCGUCUACCUGGUCAACCUCGCGCUCUCCGACACCCUCUUCACACUGGCGUUGCCGGGCAGAAUCACCUACUACAUCCGUCACUUUGACUGGCCCUUUGGCGACUUCCUCUGCAGACUGACCACGCUCCUCUUCUUUGCAAAUACCUAUGCAGGUAUUGGGUUCAUGACCUGCAUCAGCUUGGACAGAUAUCUGGCCAUGGUGCAUCCGCACCAGCUGCAGUGUUUACGGAGUGUGAGGGUUGUCCGCCGGGUCUGCUGCCUGGUCUGGGCUCUGGUCUCCCUGGAGGUGGCCCCCCUGCUGUUCCGCAGCAUGCUGCGCGAGCGCCAGGAGAGGCGGACCUGCAUGGAGUACUUUGACUUCGAGGGCUCCCGCUUCACCCCGUACCUCCUGCUCCUGGCCUGUGCCAUCUCCUUCUGGUGUCCGCUCGUCGCCAUCGUGGCUUGCUACGCCAAGAUCAACCUGAAGCUGCGGGCCGCGGCCAGGCAGAGCUCGGUGACCGGCCGAUCGACGAGGAACCACAGGGCCAACACCGUUAUCCUCCUCAUCCUGCUCACUUUCAUCACAUGCUUCAGCCCUUACCACCUCAACGUCAUGCAGUUCAUGUCCAGGAAGAUAAACCACCAGCCAUCCUGUGAAGAAUUGAGGGCCUUCAAGAGUUCCUUACAGGUAGGAGCUGUAGUUUUGUUGAUUUUGCAAAAGUCCUCCAUCCUUUUUUUCCUUUUCAUGAUCCGUCCUCUCCCCGCAGAUCACAGUUUCAAUGAUGAACUUCAACUGCUGCUUGGAUCCAGUCAUCUACUUCUUCGCCAUCAAGACCUACAAGAGGCGGGUGAUGAGCCUCUUCAGGGACUAUCUUUACACUUCCGGCGCCUCCACCAAAAUGACAGCUGAGAAUAGUAGCAGCAACACCUGAGCGAAACCACAGCUGAGUUUACGAGAAAUGUGCCAACAAUAGCUUUCACAGAGAAGACCGACAGUUAUCUCUGUUUAUCUAUGUACACAGAUGCAGUAGAUGUCCUUUAAAAUGCAGAAAAAUAAAACCAAAAAAGCCCCCCACCCAUUUCUUAUACAUGAUGCUGUAUCUUACUGCCUUUAUAGUUUUUCCUGUCUUGAUCACAUGUGUGCCAUUCAGUGACAGUGGUGUGAAAACUAUGCUACGUUUUUUUUUUUUAUCUGUGUGUGUAACAAAGGUUGUGGGCAUCGAUGUGCUGCAACAGCAACUUUUACUUCCUUUAUGUAGAGAACCACAAAUGUGAAUCCAGCAGCGUGUGUAAAAGUCAGUAGUCCUGCUCUCCUACUAGCAAAAAACGUUAUUCCCCCGCACGGUGUGUAACGCAUUUUCGCAAUUUUAGAAAGAACUUUGCCAAAAUGAGAACAAGUUGUGCAUCUACACUUUUCCUACCCACAUCUGACUUCUGCGUGGGAGUGUACAGAUAAAUAGCAGCACCACUUCCUCACCCACCUUUCCUGCUCCCCCUCAAAGGCCUCAUUCCUCCUGGGUCUCGUGGUGGAGCUGCUGUGUGUGUGUGUGUGUGUGUGUGUGUGUGUGUGUGUGUGUGUGUGUGUGUGUGUGUGUGUGUGUGCGUGUGUGCGUGUGUGUGUGUGUGUGUGUGUGUGUGUGUGUGUGCGUGUGUGUGUGUGUGUGCGUGUGCGUGUGUUACAGGUGCAGGUUGUCUGUUUAUAGCGCAGAGUCACAUAUUUAAAUUGAACCCUUUUAACAUUUCCUGGGUUGCUGGAAAAGCUAACCCUAUGAUCUUGCAAGAAGUAGAGUAGAGAGUAGCAUUCAUUAACAGUGUCCUGAAGCAGAGUUGAACGGGUUUUAAAGUAGACCCGUGUAUUUAGAUUUUAUUCUGCAAUUUGUUUGUCGGGGCUCUGAAUAUUAAAAAAAAACAUGUAAAUACAA
Scophthalmus maximus (turbot) is the source of this 2272-nucleotide messenger RNA. RefSeq lists its product as uncharacterized. Gene Ontology annotation, cellular component: membrane. NCBI's taxonomy places the organism in Eukaryota, Metazoa, Chordata, Actinopteri, Pleuronectiformes, Scophthalmidae. The transcript is spliced from 3 exons. The record is from RefSeq and is a predicted model, not a curated record. Gene Ontology annotation, molecular function: G protein-coupled receptor activity; oxysterol binding. Bases 13 to 1260 code for a protein of 415 amino acids. Gene Ontology annotation, biological process: G protein-coupled receptor signaling pathway.